AUGGACUUGAAGAAGUUCUUGAAAUGGCAUCUGCUUGGUGGGCCGUUGAUGAGGCGCGUGGUGCUUAGAGCCUUCAUGCUUGUAUUGGCUGUGAUUGUGGUUUGUUUAACCCAAAUGACCCGUGAAAUUCGAGUGGUCGAGCCAAUGUACUCGAGCGCCGCCGACGAAUGCCCGUUCGAUUUCGGAUCAGACCCGGGUUUCAACCUCACCCGUUUCUUGAGUUCCGGGCCGUGCUCGAAGAAAACCCUCUUCGGCGGUGCUUCUCCCGUUUCCUGCAGAGAAAGCGAAAACUUGACUAGAACAGUUUUCAAAGAAUUGAUGGAGAAGAAGUUGCUGCAAUCGAACGCUGGAGCGUUGUGCGUGGGGCCCAAAUCCGGCUCCGCUGUAUUGGCAUUGCGCCAUUUAGGGUUCUUCAACGCCUUUAGUAUCGAAAGGCACCCGUUUUUCUCUCUCCUCAAGAGGAGAUUCGUGUACGAGCUCGAUUUUCAGGACAAUCUUUUCGACUUUGUUUUCUCCGAUAAUCUCGAUAGGGUUUCCGUCCCGGCCCUACUAGUCUCCGAGAUCGAGCGGGUCCUACGUCCAGGUGGCACCGGUGCUAUGCUCGUCGGCCCCCACAAAAUCCACUACGGUGGUUUCUUGAAAAGCUCCGAUAUCAUUCAUGCAUGUGAAAUUGGAUCUUUCUCACUUUUAGUGUUCAAAAAGAGGCUCGAGAGUUUCGCCUUUCAACUCCCGGAUAAAUGUGCUUCCGUCACAAAUAACGGGCCCUACAUGAAGUACGUCGAACGGCCUUUAGGGUUUCCUGAACCCUCGUAUCUCCCCAACUACAUGAACAUUUCUUCUAGAAGCAAGUUGGUCUAUAUCAAUCUUGGUGCGGGUGAGUACGCAAAAACGAGCGUCGCAAAAAUGUCAAAAACCUAUUGUGGGGACCACCAUGCGGCGUUCGAGGUGUACGUUAUCGACCAUAGGGCAUCGGUGCUUUCGUCCUACGUGACGGAUCCGGGUAUCAACUUCGUGUACCAUCCGGAACUUUCCGGAAACUCCUCUGCUCCGGAGAUUACCUCGGACGAGUUUAUGAGCGCCCCGAGUGACGAUGAAGGGUUCGACUUUGCUCGCUGGUUUGACGAGACUGUUUCCGACGGGGAUUUUGUUGUGCUGAUGAUGAAAGCGGAGUUGGUGGAGAUGGAUAUUCUCGUCGAGCUGUUUAAAUCGGGAGGUAUAUGCCGUGUGGAUGAACUCUUUCUUCGAUGUCCGGACAGUGGUGCUGACUGUACGAAGACCGUGGAGAGUUUGAGGAAGAGUGGUGUGUAUGCUCAUGUGUGGUUGGGGGAUUAA
This is a messenger RNA of Erythranthe guttata (spotted monkey flower), 1332 nucleotides long. RefSeq lists its product as uncharacterized. NCBI's taxonomy places the organism in Eukaryota, Viridiplantae, Streptophyta, Magnoliopsida, Lamiales, Phrymaceae. The record is from RefSeq and is a predicted model, not a curated record. Gene Ontology annotation, molecular function: S-adenosylmethionine-dependent methyltransferase activity.